Paramecium pentaurelia is the source of this 1868-nucleotide messenger RNA. The record is from the annotation of a GenBank genome assembly. Lineage: Eukaryota; Ciliophora; Oligohymenophorea; Peniculida; Parameciidae.
AUGGAAACUGAAUAAAUUAUAUCUUAGCAAUAGUAAACUUAACCAUAGUAAACUUAAAGAUAAGUAAGGAAUCCAGAAAUAAUUCUUGAUGAUUUCUUAGCAAUAAUUUAUUCUAACUCAAAGAUGAAUGAUAUUCUAAAUCAAUUGAAUUAUGAAGAUCCUAAUAAAUUAUUAUAAGAAAUUAGUAUAACAAAUAUAGAUACUAAUUCUGAAAAGAAAUUAGGAAAAUGGAGAGAAGAAUCCUUAUUAUAAUUAUUAAAAAGAAUAAUAAAUAAAAGAUCAGAAAUAAAUGUUUAAGUAUUGGAUUAUAAUCAUUCAUCAUUCUAGAAAUACUUAAUUUUGGUUCAUUAUAAAAAUUAAUUUGAAAUUCAAUUCAUCUAAGUUAAUGAAAGGGAUACCUUUAUUAAAAAGAAAUAUCUCAGUUAAAUUUUAUUCUAGUUAUUCAAAACAUUUUCUCAUGAAUUUGGAACAUUAUUAAAUUAUCUCUUGGCAUUAUCUUAAGUAGCAAUAGAUCGAUUCCCAAAUUAAAUAGGAUUCUUCUAACCAAUUAAAUCAACAGGAUAGAUAAUGCAUCAUUUUGUAUAAGACAUGGUAGACUAUAGUGAUAUAUUAAAUAAGAAAUUUUAAUUGUAAUUUGCACUUGUUGAUGUAGAAGCCUUACUUUAAGAAGUUAUAGGAUUCUAUUAAAAAUAAAUAGAAGAAAAGGGUCUAAAUAUAACAUAUUAAAUUAUAUUAGAAGAGAAGUCUAAAUUCUUUGAUGGACGAAGAUGUAAAUAAGUAUUGAGUAAUCUAAUUGCAAAUGCUUAAAAGUUUACUGUUUCAGGGGGAAUAAAGAUUAAUGUAACUGAACAAUCAGGAUACACUAUAUUUUCAGUAGAAGACAGUGGUUUCGGAAUGAGCUAAGAAACAUUUAACAAUCUAAAUUAAGCUUUAGAAAAUGAAUUUAAAUCAGAAGAAAAGAUUUCUUAACAUACUGCUGGAUUUGGUUUAGGUUGUUAUCUAUCUCAAUAAAUUGCUUUAAAAUUAUCUAAUUUAUCAGUAUUAGCAGGUGGAGGUCUAAAAUAUGUAAGAUUAGAAAAAGGUAUAAGAGUUUCUUUUCGAGUAAAGAAUCAACCUUUUGAAAUAUUUUAUACAAGUUGUGAUAUAUCUUCUGCAAAAUCUGGAAUAUUAUUUAAUGAAAAUGGAUAUUUCGAUUCUCGUUAAUCAGUGAUAGACUUACAAAUUACAAAUAAACAUAAACCUGUUGAAAAUCAUAUAUUAUUAACAAUGACUAAAAAAUCAGGUUUAUUAUCAGCUUCAUUCUCACCAAAUUACAUUAUUGAUUAUGUAGAAUAGGAAUUAAAAUAAGAAAAUGAAAUUAUUGAAAGAAUGAAAUAAUCUCCUCAAAUUAGAAAAAGGGAAGGUUAAAAAAAAUCACCUACUUUUGGAGCUUCUGUUGUUGACAUAACAAGUGUCAAAACAAUUAGAGAAUAACCUCAUAUUUUAAUUGUUGAUGAUGAAAUGAUUAACAUUAUUAGUUUGAAGAUUUUACUUAAUCAAUUUAAUAUUAAAUGCACUUCUGCUUUUAAUGGAUUAGAAGCAUUAAAUAAAAUGUAAGAAUGUAUAAUAUAUUUUUAUAUAAUAAAGCUAAUGAAAAAUUCGAUGUGAUUUUUAUGGAUGUUAAUAUGCCUAUUAUGGAUGGCUUUUAGGCUACAGAAUAAAUUCUAAAAUUUGAUAAUGAUAAUAUUAUUGUUGCAUGUACUGCCUUUAGUGAUGUCGAAACUAAAACUAAGUGUUAUUCUGUUGGAAUGAAAUACUAUAUUAAUAAACCUGUUACAAAGUUAGAACUCUAGAAGUUGUUGAAUCACUUGAAUUUAAUUAUAUAAUGA